Messenger RNA from Metarhizium brunneum ARSEF 3297, 2679 nucleotides. RefSeq lists its product as uncharacterized. The record is from RefSeq and is a predicted model, not a curated record. Gene Ontology annotation, molecular function: transcription cis-regulatory region binding; zinc ion binding; DNA-binding transcription factor activity, RNA polymerase II-specific. Gene Ontology annotation, cellular component: nucleus. Lineage: Eukaryota; Fungi; Ascomycota; Sordariomycetes; Hypocreales; Clavicipitaceae. Gene Ontology annotation, biological process: positive regulation of transcription by RNA polymerase II.
AUGGCAGAUGGUGGCAGUAUGCAGCCCGACAGCAAACAAUCUCAGCCCAGUUCAGCUCCAGCUCCAGCUCAACAGCAGAAUUCCAAUACAGAAGACGAAGCCAAGGGAAAGAAGCCGGCAGUUAAAAAGAGGACCAAGACAGGAUGUCUGACUUGCCGGAAAAGGCGAAUCAAGUGCGACGAAACUAAGCCAAGAUGCAAGAACUGCAUCAAGUCCAAACGACCAUGUGAAGGAUAUACGCAACGUGUUGUCUUCAAGGACCCUGCAAAUUUAGGAACAGCUCAUGGCCAUUUUGGACCAACCGUAUAUCCACCUGGUACUCGACAACAAGGCGCCUCCAUCGGACUUCACCCAAAUCCGGCCAACUCUCAAGCUUCUCUGCAACCGAUUGCACCCAGACCAGCAACUUUCAAUGGCAGUCACAGGCAACCUAUGUCGUUUACACAAGUCCACUCGAGCCACGGUUCGCUAUCAAACUAUCCUCCAAUCCCGAACCCUCUUCUAGGACCGGACGCUGCUCAUCUCGCCCAGAAUUAUUAUAUGGGAUCCAGCCACGGCGAAGUUCCACCUAAUGUCCUUGGCCAAGAGCAAGACUCGAGAGAAGAACAACUUGGGACCUCCUUUGAACGUGAUAUGCCUUCCAACCGGGGGUAUGGAUGGCCAGACCGCACCCAGUACGGACAUGGAGGCAUAGAAGACGAGGUUGCCAUGGACGAGUCUGACGAUGAAUCCCCCGAUCCACAGUCGCUUACUGUGCGAGAUUAUAGAGAUGUUUUGAAACCGUACACAAGAGGAGGCACCGAAGUUAGAACCUUUUCAGCAUUUGCACAGAACUAUGCCCUUUCAGAGUACAUGGACUAUGUUCAUUCCUCCGAGCUACGGCGGCAUGACAUGCAAACCAUCUUCCGCCAUUUUGUUAGUGUCACUGGUCCUACCAUGUCACUAUAUGAGAGAGACCCAACCUCGCUCGCUUCAGGAGCACGAUUCGACGGUGACGCUACUCUCGAUAACAACUUGUGGAGCCAUACGUUCCCUUUGCUGUCCUUCCAUCAUCCUGGUCUCUUCCACGCCAUUAUGGCAAUUGCAAGUUUACAGAUUGCAAAUCUCCAAAAUACUCCGGCCACAGCCGCGUUAAGGCAUUACCAUAUCUCUCUUCGUCGAAAUGCGAGGAACGUAAGCAGCCUGCAGAGAAAUACAAAGCCGACUACCGUGGCAACCACAUUGCUGUUGGCCUACUUUGAGGUCUGGUCAUCGGAUCACACCAAGUGGUGUAAUCAUCUCCUUGGCGGAAGGCUUUUAUUUCGACAAAUACCCCUUAGACAAAUGUCCCGCAUUUGUCUUCCAGUCAAGCGGAUGAGGCACUUCCCAAGUCCACUCUCAGCGCCGCCUUCCAUCGGACCGCGAAGAGAUCCCGCUGAUCUUGAUUACGGGCUCCUAAGCACAAUUACGGGCCAUCAUGUCACAGCCGAGGAUUAUGGGCUCCAAGAAGGUCAGCUCCUGGACGAGGAAUGCCUAUGGACCACCGAUAAAGACAUAGAGACUUACGACAUGCUUCGAGACCUCUUCUGGUGGUAUGCGAAAAUGGAUGUUUAUCAAAGCAUGCUUGGUGGGACUAAACUAUUUAUGGAGUAUGAACAUUGGACGCAAUGCCCCCCACGGGCUCCCUUGUCUAGCAUCAACUCCAUUUUUGGGACUUAUGAUCAUCUCAUUCUACUCCUUGGUCGUCUGGCGAGCUUUACAUCAAAAGACUUGUCGAGAAAAAGAAAGGCAUUCCGAGCAAAAGGUGGUGGAUCCUUUAGGGGAGGAUCGUCUCCAUCCCAGUUUCCCGGAAUUGUGCCUACUCUAGGAAAGUUCCAUGCCCCAAUAGGCUUUUCUGCACAAUCAUGUUAUUCAGAUGAGUCGGAUUCUCCAGGCGACACGGCAACACCUGAAAGCAACGAGCUGGCUGAGCAGGAAUGGGAGAGUAUUCGCCAAGCGUUCGAGACUUUUGAGAAUCGUCUUGACGCUCGUUUUAAGCCUUUAAAUAGUGAAUAUGCCGAUCACAAAGACACACCAUUUGGUACAGCACUCCAGUACCGCACCUAUUCUGUUGCCGGCAUUUGGAUGAAUUACUAUAUGGGUCUUAUUCACUUAUACCGGAGUCGGCCCAACAUGCCGCCAGCGGCAAUGCAGGCUGCAGGAAUGGCGGCGCCUUCUACUGCCGGUUAUGCGAUACAAAUUGGACGUAUCGCAGCCGGGCUCACAGACAACUGUUCUACAAAGAAAGAUAUUAGUACUACGCUUGCAGCUGCUCUAAUUGAGAGCAGCUUCUGCCUGUUUGUGGCAGCAGUACAGCUCCAAGAUAACAAUCAACGCUGUUGGGUAAUUCAGCGUGUAUUCGAUAUUACUCGACUGACUGGAUGGCAAACGGCUAGAAAGAUUGCCAUUGGAUGUGAGUCGGCCUGGAUUAAGGUCGCACAGCUGGGCCAUGGACCGGAGUAUAAAAGGCCACAGCAUCUGGAAGAAGUGCCCACGUCUGUGUGGAUGAACCCUCGAAAACUAGACCAGAGGAUUCAAGAUCUGCAGAACACCACGGAAACAAGACUAGUCCUCCAUCGGUCUGAACAGACCAAUCUAGCUUUAGGCUUGCUCGGGGUAGAAACAGACUUGGAGGUGCUAGAUCUUAGGGAGGACCGGUAA